This is a messenger RNA of Ahaetulla prasina, 4139 nucleotides long. It is a transcript of the gene FRMD5, whose product is annotated as FERM domain containing 5. The record is from RefSeq and is a predicted model, not a curated record. Gene Ontology annotation, cellular component: cytoskeleton. The transcript is spliced from 7 exons. NCBI's taxonomy places the organism in Eukaryota, Metazoa, Chordata, Lepidosauria, Squamata, Colubridae. Gene Ontology annotation, molecular function: cytoskeletal protein binding. The coding region runs from base 2240 to 3622 and encodes 460 amino acids.
UUAUUUUAUUAGAUUUUUAUACCGCCCUUCUCCCGAAGGACUCAGGGCAGUGUACAGCCAGAAUAAAAUACAGAAUAUAUACAAUUAAAAGAAUUUAAAAUAAACUAUUACUAAACGGCCGAUAAUUUAAAAGAUUUAAAAAUUUAAAAUAUUACUAAAACCCCAAUUUAAAAUCAACUAUUUAUGCCAGUCCUGCUUAAUAUGGAAAAGCAUCAAAACAUAAAACAGUAUAUAAAAAUUAAAAUACUAGAGUUGCAAUUUUAUAAAAUUUGAAAGUUUAAAGAAGUUUAAGGAGGCAAGAAUAAUAAAACCCUGUAAAAUUAGUUGGCAAAGGUAAAGGAAGGGCUCUCAUGGCCCCAGCCAACCCCACAACUGCCUGCCCCUUUGUAGCGAUGGAUGGUCUCGCCCAGCGGUUUCAUGUAGAUGUUCAAAAGGAGCGGAGAAAGCACUGAGCCCUGUGGCUCCCCACACAAAGCAGGGUCUGUGAGCUGGACCUCUUGCCCCCUAUUACCACUGAUUGGGACCGGCCUUGAAGGAAGAAGGUCAACCAUCACAAAACUGGGCCACCCAACUCCUUAAGUUGACCCAAAAGGACACCAUGGUUGAUAGCACGGAGAGCUUCCAAGUGGUCAAGAAGAGCAAGGAUGGACGCACCACUUCCUUCCCACCCCUGCUAGAGACCGUCCAUGAGUGGACCAAUGCAGUUUCGGUCCCAUAUCUGGCCCUGAAACCUGAUGGAAAAGGAUCCCGACCUUCCAUUUCCUCCAGGAUCUUCUGUAGUUGCAAUGCCACCAAUUUCUCAACCACCUUCCUUAAAAAGGGGAGGUAGAGACUGGACAAAAAUUGUCCAGAGUGGUUGGCUCCAGCAAUGGUUUCUUGAGCGGUAGGCACACUGGUGCCUCUCUGAAAGAAGUUGUGAUCACCCUCUCCAACAAGGAUGAGUUCACCACCGCUUGGACCCAACCAUACGAUGCCUCCUGGGCGGCCUUAACCAGCCAAGAGGGGCUCAGAUCUAACCUGCAGGUGGUGGCAUUUGAAUUCUGCAGGGUCCUGUCCACUUCCUCCGUUCCAACAGAACCAAGCCAUUCCCAGAGAAGUGGGUAAGUCUGCUCCCAGGGCAUCUACACAGGACUUGUACCACACUGGGAAUGAAUCUGAGCAAUUCCAUCCUCCAGGUGCCUGGAAAAUUUCUCUGCAUGGCCUUGUAGGUGGAUCUCUGGGCCAGCCUUUCCAAGGAGGGUCUGAAUGACCCUAAACAGGGCUGCUGGGUGGAUGCCAUAAGGACAGAGAUGUAGGGGCACUUUGCCACCCACUACCACAAGAUGAACAUGAGUAGUGGCUUUAACUCGUGUUCAGUCAAGCUCAUUUUUCAUUUUCUUCCAGUGACGCUCUGGGCGUCUUUUCAACUCCUUCAUGAACCCUAUGGAGAAAGGAGGCUGAUGGGCCAGGAGAGACUGCACAAGCGGGAUCCUAUUAAGGGCCCAGCAGAUUCCCUGUUCCAGGCAGCUGCCAUAGGCUCUGCAGGACCAAGUGGCAGAUCGGCAGGAUUUCCCCCAGCUCUCUUUGGAACCCCAUUGGGUCCAUUAGUCACUGGGGGAGGGGGAGGCCAAUCAAAUGGCCCCAGCCUGCCUGCAGAGUGGGUAUAGCUCAGUAUAUUAUUAGAAUUUAUUUUAAUUUGGGUAUCUUAUAAAACAUAGAUUCUAUGCAUAAAUGAACCCAAACAUCAGAUGUAUCAAGCCAUCGGUUGGAUCCUAGUCUAAGAAUUGUUUCCAGUUCUAGUUGAAAUUUACUUUUAAGGUGCGAAGUUAUUUUAGACACUUUCUCAGGUCCCAGUGGGGCACAAAAGGGACCCCGGGUUGGGCAGUAGCAGCAACCUUGAGAAACAGAAGGAAGGGCAGCAGCCAAGGUGAUGCUCAGAGAAAAGAAAUUUGGGUCCAAGGCAGAAAGGGAAUUUGAGAAAGCAUCUCAAAAGAUAAGGGGGUGGGGGGCAUAUUCAGGCUUGGAGGAGUCUGUUACUGUAACCUUACAGCAAAGUAACAUUUGCAUUUGUGACUUUGGUCUCCACGUCUGUUCUGCCUUGAAGGGCUGACAGUCCCUUUUUCUGGGACCACGUGUGGCUGCAUACCUGCAGCCACGCAUGCUGGCCCUACAUAAAUAAGGCAGCCCAGGUGUCUUGAAGAAGAGGGCUGUGACGCCUCCAGGUCAAGGACCUUGGGUCAAGACCAAGGAAACCGGCAGAAUGCUGGAUGGGCUCCCAGAAGCUCUGGGCAGGUGCCUCCCCAAGUGGGAGGGAAGCGAUGUCCAGGGUUCGAGAGCUGCGGAGCUUCGGUGUUCAACCUGGGCAUCCAGCUCAGAGUCCUGGGGGCCAAAGAGGCUGCACUCUGGCCAGCUCCACCACGUGCUGAGUUUGCCUUCAACCAUGGCAUCGCUCGGUGAGCAGCUGCUGGUCUGUUGCAGGACGUGUCCGGAAAUGCUGCUUUUCUUGCCUUCACCCCGUUUGGAUUUGUGGUCCUGCAGGGAAACAAGCGAGUUCACUUCAUCAAAUGAGCCUGUUCCACGCUGCGUGUGGGCCUGCCCUUGUCAUGCGAUGCAGGAGGGUUUGAGACGGUUUCCUCUUUCAUGGAAGUGCUUCUCUCUCGCUUGCAGGAACGAAGUGGCCAAAAUGAAAUUUGAAGGCAAGACGUUCUAUUUAUACGUAAGUCAGAAAGAGGAAAAGAAAAUUGUUCUGACCUAUUUUGCUCCGACUCCUGAAGCCUGCAAGCAUCUAUGGAAAUGUGGGAUUGAAAAUCAAGCCUUUUAUAAGUUGGAGAAGUCCAGUCAAGUUCGCACCGUCUCCAGCAGCAACUUAUUUUUCAAAGGGAGCCGCUUCCGAUACAGUGGCCGAGUUGCCAAAGAAGUGAUGGAGUCUAGUGCCAAAAUUAAGAGGGAGCCUCCAGAAAUACACAGGGCUGGACUGGUUCCCAGCCGUAGCUGCCCCUCCAUCCCCCACGGACCCCGGCUCAGCAGCGUUCCCAGGACCAGGAGGAGGGCUGUCCACAUCUCCAUCAUGGAAGGCCUCGAGUCUUUGCGGGACAGCGCUCACUCCACCCCGGUCAGGUCGACAUCUCAUAGCGACGCCUUCUUGCUCCACUCACGGAGCGGCAGGGCGGAGAGCAACGAGCGUGUGGCAAUCAUCUCAGAUGAGGUCUACAGUCCAUCGGACAGCGUGCUGCCCACUCCGGUGGCUGAAGAGAGCCUGGAACUGAUGCUGCUGUCCCGGCCGGUUAAUGGCACCCCUUGCAGCAUAGAGGAAGAGGAGUCGGAAGCCGGCGCUCCAGCGGGGGAGGCAGAGGAGCUGGGAAGGGACCUCCGGGCCUUGUGCAGCAGUGGAGGAGCCCAAGCAGAACAGGUGAAUAAGUUUGUUUUAAGUGUCCUCCGUCUGCUCCUUGUGACAGUCGGACUCCUCUUGGUUUUGCUCCUUCUCCUGAUCAUCCUUACAGAGUCUGACCUUGACGUUGCCUUUUUCCGUGAUAUUCGCCAGACCCCCGAGUUUGAACAAUUCCAUUACCAAUACUUUUGUCCCCUCAGGCGAUGGUUUGCCUGCAAAAUCCGCUCCGUACUCAGCCUGCUCAAUGAUACCUGAAGGCAGUUGUCCUAGUAACUAGCCGGGCGGACUGUGGAAGAUCCCUGCUGCCCAUUCCCAGAAAACGGGGCUCAUCGUGGCGCCAUCAACACAUAAACUAAGUCCUCCUCCUCCUCCUCCUCUCAUGACUCAAAGCACGCUGCAGCCCAGGAGGGUGGUUUCCCAGCCGAAGAUAAGGACAGACUCAUGCCAGAUCAAACCCACCACGUAAUCACUUUCUUUGCAGGUCCUCUUGGGGGAAGCUCCUUCAAAGUUCUGCACUCUUCAAAUUUAGUUUUGCUUUCGUAGAGGUGUUAACUGCAGAAACUUCAAGUAGAAAGAGCUUAUUUUUAUUAUUACUAGCAUUGGACUAAAUGCCAGCCUUCAGCUGGGACACCAGUUCAUGAAGACAGCUGUUACUUUAUGCAGGAGCUUUUGUAAUGGUGCUACUGAGUUGUAAGUUUAAUAAUAUAGUAUUAUUUUAUUAAAACUGUCACUGUGCAUAGCACUACCAACUUGGACAUGGACAUUGAAAAUA